GGAAAAGCGUUUGCAUUCAGAUUGCAGAACCAAGUUCCGAGGAAUAUCGCCAUUGAAAAUUUUGAAUGUUGAUACGUAUGUGAAGGGAUUUCAUUGUCGAGUGUGCUCUUCAAACGCUUUGACAUAUUUUAAAAAGAAAACAAUCUGGCGCGGAGACAAUGGCGAAAUCGCCGAGCAACAACGCCUUGAGAUUUAUGAUGCUGGUUUUUAUUCUCCUUGUUUCAAUAUUGGACCAGGGACAGGGUCUCCUUCACUAUUCUAUUCCAGAGGAAAUGGAAUAUGGUUCUACUGUUGGGAAUAUUGCUGAAAAUUUGGGAAUAAGCGUUCGAGAAUUAUCAGCUCGAAAAUGUCGCCUGGUCUCCGCUGACGGAAGGCAGUAUUUGGAGGUAAAUUUAGAGACUGGCGUCCUAUUUGUUAGCGGUCGAAUAGACAGAGAACAGAUUUGUGCAGAGAGCACUUCUUGUAAUCUUGCCUUCCAGAUAAUACUGGAAAACCCCCUCGAAAUGUACAGCAGUGAAGUGGAGAUUCUCGAUAUAAAUGAUAAUUCACCCUCUUUCCCAGAGAACGCCAUUGUCUUGGAAAUGGCCGAAUCAAUCGCACCAGGCUCCCGCUUCCCACUAGAGAGCGCCCUCGAUCCAGACGUGGGGACAAACGCGGUCAAUAAGUAUAUCAUCAGUACCAACGAGCACUUCGGUUUGGAGAUUCACGUCAGAAAGGGUGCUAUCACAACUGCAGAGUUGUUGUUAGAGAAAUCGUUGGACCGCGAACAACAGGCAACUUUCCAACUUGUACUGACAGCUGUUGACGGCGGCAACCCUCCGAGAUCUGGGACAACUCAAAUCAACAUCAGUUUGCUGGACAUCAAUGAUAACGCACCUGUGUUCGACAAUGAAGUAUACAUAGCGAGGUUGGAAGAGAAUGCACCCUUGGGAGCUUUGGUGACUAAAAUCAAAGCUGUCGACCUGGACCAAGGAACGAACGCUGAGUUAAAGUAUUCUUUCGUUAAUGUUGUCCCACGGAAGGUGCGUGAAUUGUUUAGUUUGGAUCCUGAAACUGGAGAGAUCAAAGUUCAAGAACAGCUGGAUUUUGAAGACAAGAACAGCUAUGAACUUGAUGUCCAAGCUGUGGAUAAUGGCUUACCAGCAAUAACAGGACUUUCCAAAGUGCUGAUCAAUGUGAUUGAUGUCAAUGAUAAUGCCCCAGAGAUAACAGUCACCUCCCUGUCUGACAAAGUCCCCGAGGAUGCUGCGCCCGGGACAGUGGUAGCUCUGAUUGGCGUCACUGAUCGCGAUUUUGGAGCAAACGGACAAGUUCAAUGUCAUAUUCCAUUGGAGCUUCCCUUUGAAAUUCAAUCCUCUCUGAACAACCAUUACAAAGUGACCACCACUCGUCUGUUGGAUCGGGAAACCACCCCAAUAUAUAACAUACCUGUCAUAGCCUGGGACUCCGGGACUCCUCCACUGUCAACAAAUAAAACCAUGCAGAUAUCGGUAUCUGAUGUAAAUGACAACACACCGCGAUUUUCCCAAUCUUCUUACGCCAUCUAUGUGAUGGAGAACAACGCUCCAGGCGCUUCUAUUUUCACACUGACUGCUUUCGAUCCUGAUCUGGACCAGAACUCCUAUAUUUCUUAUUCCUUCAGAAGGAAUCUGCAGGAUUACUUGGUGCCCUCUUACUUCAGCAUUAACUCGAUUAACGGCACUAUUUACGCAUUGAGCUCCUUUGACUACGAGAACGUCAAAACCUUCCAGAUCCAUGUUCAAGCCCGUGACGCUGGAGUGCCCCCGCUGAGCAGCAGCGCUACAGUGAACGUGAUCAUCCUGGAUCAAAAUGACAACGCUCCGGUAAUUGUUUCACCUUCAGCACAGAGUGGAUCAGCAGCAGUGGAGAUCUUGCCGCAGUCAGCGGCCCAAGGGUACUUGGUCACCAAGAUCAUGGCAACUGAUGCAGACUCUGGUCAGAACGCACGGCUCUCCUACCAGAUGGUUCAAGCGACCGAUCCCACUCUAUUCAGCGUGGGGCGCAAUUCAGGAGAAAUCAGAACAACGAGAAACAUUUUGGAGCUGGAUGAGACCUCACAAAGUCUGGUCGUUUUAGUGCGGGAUAAUGGACAGCCGAGCCUGUCCAGUACAACAACAAUCCUCUUGUCGAUUUUGGGCAAUGUAAGUGAGAAAAUCUCUGAACCUAGGGAUUCGUACAGUAAUCCUGGAUAUUUCACUGAUAUAAAUCUUUAUUUAAUUGUCACCUUCGGAUCAACUUCGGUACUCUUCCUCCUGACCAUCAUCUUCUUGGUUGCAUUAAAGUGUAAACAAGACGUGGGCGUUAUUCAAGUUGACGGGUGCACAGUUUGUUGUUUCAGGCCGAGGGAUUCGAAGGAAGCCUUUGCACGGAGCCCGACGCGAGGAGAUCCCUUAAGCUGUUCUGCAAGUGGUCAGACUGCACCCUUCCCGGAGAGUUAUCAUUACUCAGUUUGCUUGUCACCGGAAUCAUCCAAGAGCGAAUUUCUUUUCCUGAAACCCUACAAUCCAUCCUUGACUCAAGCGCAACGCUAAAGCACAAAGUUGUGGUAAACUCGAGGGCUUUCAUGAAAUUCCCAGAUUUACUGAAAUUCGGUGGGAAAAUUACUAAUGCCUUUCAAACGUUACUCAUCACUUGAUUCUUUUUGCAAAAAUGCUAUUAUAAACGCAGUAGUGUUUUGAAGGAAA
Molecule: messenger RNA, 2705 nt
Organism: Pristis pectinata (smalltooth sawfish)
Lineage: Eukaryota; Metazoa; Chordata; Chondrichthyes; Rhinopristiformes; Pristidae
Product: protocadherin-10-like
Exons: 1
Coding region: 159-2552 (797 amino acids)
Biological process (GO): homophilic cell-cell adhesion
Cellular component (GO): plasma membrane
Molecular function (GO): calcium ion binding
Source: RefSeq, a predicted model, not a curated record